AGUCAUUAUUUUAGCAGCAGUGAAGCAUCGCCAUAAUUACAACACCUUUCCCGCGCUUUCGAAAUCGAACAAUAAUCAUCGAAAAGUCUUGUUUUGAUCCCGUGCCAAAGAUCUGAAUGAAUCGUCUGAGCGCUUCCGCUGGAUUAAUCCGGCGUUUGGUACAACCGAAAAAGGUCGCAUGGUCACUGUCCCAGCCGCUGCGAUUGCUGACAACCGAGACCGGAUCCGGCAAUCCAAAGCCACCGGUUCCCGAUGCCGACACCAUCUUCGAUAAAAUCAUCCGUCGCCAGAUCCCGGCGGACAUCAUCUUCGAGGAUGACCUUUGCAUGGCCUUCAACGAUAUAACUCCGCAAGGGCCGGUCCAUUUCCUGGUGAUUCCGAAACGAAGGAUCCCAAUGCUGGAGGAUGGAUCGACCGGUGAUACGGAACUCUUCGGGCAUCUGAUGUUGAUUGCCGGUCAGCUGGGGAAACAGCGUGCACCGCAAGGAUUUCGCCUCGUGGUCAACAACGGAGAACACGGAUGCCAGUCGGUGUCUCACUUGCAUUUGCAUGUCAUCGGAGGACGCCAGCUGGGAUGGCCACCGGGAUAGUUUGGAUGUUAUGUAAUCGAAUUUCUUUCGUUAAUAAACGAUACACGAUGUAGCUUCAUCGCCUUUUA
Messenger RNA from Aedes aegypti (yellow fever mosquito), 658 nucleotides. RefSeq names its product histidine triad nucleotide-binding protein 1. Gene Ontology annotation, cellular component: nucleus; cytoplasm. Bases 117 to 590 code for a protein of 157 amino acids. Gene Ontology annotation, biological process: purine ribonucleotide catabolic process. Gene Ontology annotation, molecular function: hydrolase activity. The record is from RefSeq and is a predicted model, not a curated record. Lineage: Eukaryota; Metazoa; Arthropoda; Insecta; Diptera; Culicidae. The transcript has a single exon.